This is a messenger RNA of Laetiporus sulphureus 93-53, 2586 nucleotides long. RefSeq lists its product as uncharacterized. Bases 7 to 2586 code for a protein of 859 amino acids. The transcript is spliced from 9 exons. Lineage: Eukaryota; Fungi; Basidiomycota; Agaricomycetes; Polyporales; Laetiporaceae. The record is from RefSeq and is a predicted model, not a curated record.
AUCUGGAUGAACCGCGUGCAUGCGGAUCACCUACUGAGCACUUUGUUCCGUUCACGGGUGAGGAUGGUUGCGGAUGAAGUGGAUGAUCAGCUUGGGCAAGCUACUAGGGAGAUCUCGAUCGAGGCAGAUGGACGCCGGCACAACAGUCGUCUGUGGCAGCACCCAACCACAACUGGUAGCCAAUACGCGCUUUACUGGCGAGACGAACGGCGUUUCAUGUGUUGCGCAGGGACCCCCCGGCGGGCGCUGGCUGGGCUAAGGCUGCAUAGCACCCUCGCCCUGGCCCGGGCACCAAAAGACUUGAAUCGCGAGAAAAGGAGGACGGAGCGCAUACACAACGGCGACGAUAGAACGCGUUUCUUGAGGCCACAGGAGGAUAUAGUGCACGAAUUCGCGGCGGAUGUGAGCGGGCAGCGUCGAUCAUUGCAAGGCCGACGGGUGCCACUGCCCGGCGCAGGGAAGCGGUGGCGGCGACUUCUUCGGAGGCAGACGGAGAAACACCCCCCCUUGAAUCGCACCAAGACCAAUCCCAUCUCCUUCCUCAGCUUCUCCCCCUCCAAGCGCGACACCAUCUCCACCAUCGCCUCCGCCGCCUCACAGGCGACUUGCACCACCAACAGCACAUCCUAUAAGACGCCCGCCGAUCAGAACAUCUCCCCGGACUCGGACACUGACGUCGCUUCGCUCGCGCGGCUUCCCUCAUUUUUCGAAGACACCGGCUACGCAGAGCGACGCCCGCGCGCGCCAUCAUACACCCGCCCUGCGACCCCGUCGCCAUCGCUCUUUGCGUUCUACGCAACUGCGCCGGAGCCCGCCGCGCAGCAGCCCGCGAAGAUCCACACGCGCCUCCCACCACUACGUAAGGCAAAAAGCGCUUCGACGAGCUUGUUCCGCGUGGGCCUCGGACGGCGCGAGAGAAAGGUGAGCUGUGCGGCGGCGUUGAUGGUGGAGAAGAGCCAAUCGAGGGUGGCGAUGGACUGGAGCGAGGGAGAUGCAUUCAUGUGCCCGAGAAACCCGCCACCCGUCCCGCCGAGUCCGACGAGCCAAAAGAUGCCACAGUGGGCGCUCGGCGACGAGGAUGAGCCGCUCGAAGUGCCUGCGUAUGUAUUUGAGAGAAGAGGCAGCGAAGCGAGUACAUCUACUAACAGCACAGUGGCCUCCACCAAAUCCGGGUCGAGCCUCACAGAGCGGCUUGCGGCGAUGCUCCCGCUGCCGCUGCCUACGAAGGCGAAGCGCGCUCGCUCGAAACUCAGCCUCGCAAUGACGACGGACUCGAGCCCCGAGUCGUCGACGGGGGCGUGGUCGCCCGUGACUCCUCCGGGUUUUGCAUUUGGCUUCCCCGGGCAGGUCAAAAGCGAGUGUGGAUAUGGCUAUGAAGAGGAGGACGCGAGGCGCGUAGGGCGGGUGUUGACGCCUGAGGAGGAUCCCUUUGCGAAGGCGGACAUUGCGAUUGAGGGUAGGAAUGAAGACAGCAGGGAGGGGAUGACGCCGACGCCAACGCCAAUGAUGCGGAGGGACAACGAGAGGCAGUAUAAGAUCGUGCCGAAGAAGAUGCCUGCUGUGGAUGGCGGUUCGGCCGCGAAGGCAUACGAGAUGAUGGCGGAGGAUGGGCCGGACGAGGUGUCGGUCGCGUGGACGUUCCCGUCGUCAUGCGACAUCGUGCCUGCGAGGACGGUGGCUGCGAAUGAGGAGGAAGAUGAGGAGGAAGACCGGAGACAGGCGCCGACGCCGACGCUGAUGUCGAUGAUGGCAGAGCGGGACAGGAGGCUCGUGUCAAGGUUCUCGACACCGUCGAGCUCCGCGGAGGACGGAGAAGAAGCUGGCCAGAUUGAGGUUGAGGCGGUCGUGGAGGACACGGUCGUGGUCGAAGCGUCUGCGCCAUCGCAGACUAGGCUCCCGAAUCCCGCCCGCAAGUCGCUCCCGAGCCCGAGCCCGUUCCGCUACGAGGGGAAGAGGAAGGCCUCGGUGAGGACCGUCGCAUCGGAGCCUGCGCGCGUACAACGCCCCGGGUCGCCGUUCCCGCUGAUGCGUGACCUGAGCGACGGGUCGUGCAGGAGUAUGAGAAAGGCUGGAGGGAAAGUGUUUGGGCUCGCAGAUGACUCUGGGGUGGAUUUGGGGAUGAGUGUCAGUGUCAAUGUGGAGAGAGAGGCGAGGGAGCAGGAGAAGGGAUUAAACGAUCCGUUUGUCCUCCCUGUUGCCCAGGCGGUGCCGAUGACAAGGACGGAGUGUGUGAAGAGUGGGGAUAUGUCUGUCCGGGAGAGUGUCUCGCCAGACGCAGCAGAAGAAAGGUUGACGCCGCGCCCGCCUUCGGCGAGCUCGUGUAUCCACCUGCCGUCGAUGGACUCGAACGCGACAGUCACGCCGUCGCGGCUGCGCGACUCUGUCUGCUCGUCCACUGAUCCUCACCCUCGACCACAAUCAGCGUCCACCUUCACUCCCAAGAUCGAACCCGCUGAUGCGGACGCCGAGUGGGACAGACGCACGGUAGCGUCGAGUGCGACGGGGCGAUCGCGGUCAAGCACGUUUUACAGUGCGCGGUCGAGCGUGGGCUCAGUGAGGGAGGUGCCCUUGAAAGACAAUGCGUAA